AUGUCUUUAGAAUCAAUCCAGCAAAAAUUAGAAGCGUCUAACCAGACGCAGCUGCUUACAUUCUAUAACCAGCUCGACGACGCACACAAGCAGUCUCUACUCAGCCAAAUAGAAGGCAUGGACUUUGAACGCAUUGACAGCAUUCUCAAAUUGGCAUUAGAAGCAGAGAAGCAGCCACCAUCAGACAAUGCUUUCACUCCUCCUCCACAAGACAGCGUAAAGUCUGUGCAUUCCAACGAGCAUACCUCUUGGUACAAUCAAGGUUUGGAUGCAAUUGCAGAGAACAAGGUCGCCGUCAUUCUCAUGGCCGGUGGCCAAGGCACUCGUCUGGGCUCUUCAAACCCUAAGGGUAUGUACGACGUCGGUCUGCCUUCUCAGAAGACUCUUUUCGAGUUGCAAGCCCAGCGCAUCGCAAGAGUUGAGCAGCUGGCUGCUGAAAAGCAGGGCAAGAACGUAAACGAAGUUAACAUUCCUUGGUUGGUUAUGACUUCCGGUCCUACUCGCCCAACGACUGAAACAUUCUUCAAACAAAACAACUACUUUGGGCUGAAGCACGAAAAUGUUAUCUUUUUUGAACAGGGCGUUUUACCUUGUCUCACUGAAGAUGGUCAAGUCAUUCUCUCUUCAAAAUCUUCGGUUGCUGUGGCUCCAGAUGGCAACGGUGGUGUUUACAACGCGCUCCACAGUAAAAAGUCCAUCUCACCAUCAUCCACUCAAUCUCCACUCGAUAUUUUGACUGAGAAGGGCUACGAGUACAUCCAUGCGUACUGCGUGGACAAUUCCUUAUGUAAGGUUGCAGACCCAACUUUCAUCGGGUAUUCAAUCCACUCUGGUGUCGACUGUGGUGCAAAGGUUGUCCAAAAGCGCGAUGCACACGAAUCAGUUGGUGUGAUUGCAUUGAGAGACUCUAAAUUCUCCGUCGUUGAAUACUCAGAAAUCCCUAACAACCUUGCUGAAAUGAUCGACAAAGACACUGGCAAACUUGCUUUCAACGCUGCCAACAUCGCCAACCACUUCUACACUACCAAAUUCCUUCGUGAUGACAUACCAAAAUUCGAACACAAGAUCGCUUACCACAUCGCAAGAAAGAAGAUACCAACAGUCGAUCUCAAGACUGGUGCAGAGGUUAAACCAGAGUCACCAAACGGUGUCAAGAUGGAGUUGUUCAUUUUUGAUGUCUUCCCGUUCACCAACCUUUCUCUUUUGGAAGUUGAGCGUUCUGAUGAGUUCUCUCCACUCAAGAAUGCACCUGGAUCGAAAGCAGACACUCCAGAAACAUCACGCAAAGAUGUGCUCAACCUGUCUAAGCGCUACUUGAAAGAGAAUGGCGCUGUAAUUGCUGACGAUAUUGAGAUUGAACUUUCACCACUCGUAUCAUAUGAAGGUGAAGGUCUUUCUUUCGUCAGCGGUAAGGAAGUUGUCAAGGGUGGCUACGUUAAAGACGUCGAUCAACUCAAAACGCUCCUCAACUAA
Wallemia ichthyophaga EXF-994 is the source of this 1473-nucleotide messenger RNA. RefSeq names its product UDP-N-acetylhexosamine pyrophosphorylase. The coding region runs from base 1 to 1473 and encodes 490 amino acids. The transcript has 2 exons. Gene Ontology annotation, biological process: UDP-N-acetylglucosamine biosynthetic process. The record is from RefSeq and is a predicted model, not a curated record. Lineage: Eukaryota; Fungi; Basidiomycota; Wallemiomycetes; Wallemiales; Wallemiaceae. Gene Ontology annotation, molecular function: UDP-N-acetylglucosamine diphosphorylase activity.